Messenger RNA from Gongylonema pulchrum, 399 nucleotides. The record is from the annotation of a GenBank genome assembly. NCBI's taxonomy places the organism in Eukaryota, Metazoa, Nematoda, Chromadorea, Rhabditida, Gongylonematidae.
AUGGCUAACUGCUUGGUUGACGUAUAUCUGAAACAGAACCAAGCAUGGAUUGAUCAUCCAUCGGUAGCCGAUUUGUUAGCCCCACUAAAAAGACUUUACAAUGAAGUGAUGAGCAAAGCGUGCAUGAGACUUGAAUAUGAUGGUGAAUACCACGGCAGUCCAGAAAGCUAUGCUAUGGAGCGAUAUAUGUACGUUUUGUGCUUCAAGUGUGGGAAGGCUUAUUUUGGUGGUGAAAGUCGUUGUCAGCAGGAACUGGAUAAUUCACAACACAAUCCCGAGGAGCUGAUCUGUGGCGCUUGCUCGGAUGUAGUCGGGGCGCAGAUCUGUGGGCGUCAUGGAGUCGAGUUCCUGGAGUUCAAAUGUCGUUUUUGUUGUUCGGUGGCUGUUUAUUUUUGGUAA